GAAUCCGACUUUUAACAACAAAUUUUCAAGUAUUUGGCCUGUGCCUACUCGGAACUCUGACGUCAGAGCCCAACUUUCCUCAACUGCAUGAAUCACGCCUGACCAAUAGGCUGAGCUUGUCAUACAUCCGACCAAUCAGAGACUUAAAUAAAUAUAUUCCUUAGUUCAUUCCCGAACAUUCCCAGCUCCCUCUUUCAUUCUUUAAUAUUCAGUUUACCAUGGCCAGCGAAGAUUUCGGCCAAUUUGGCCGACGCUCGGUCGAUCGUGAUGACUUUGACGACAUGCGAGAACAAAUGGCCAAAGAGAGAGAUAAGUUUUUUCGUGAUGUAAAUCCCAUGGAUUGGCAAAGAGAGGCUGGGGGACCUGGUAGACAGGGACAUUUCACCUUGCCUCGGAGUUCGUUCUCUGGGUUUCCGGGAGGAGGCCUCCGAUUCUCCGAGGUUGGCCGACCGCCAGCUCAGAGGCCGGUUGAGGACGACCUUCCCGAAGUUCGAGGUAGUUCUAGCAGGUGUACAGACUCCAUACCUAUCAAUGUUAUCCAUGAGAAAUCAGCUGACCCAUCUAAACACAGGUAUACAGCUGCAGGUCGGAAUACUACAGAGAUACCAACUCAGCACGCACAGACCGAGCACAGUCCGAGAUUGGAGCGUGCUCAUUCCGAACCUCCAAAUAAAUUCAACCAGAGGUUGAACCUAAAUCGACCAGUAUACUCGACUAUACCGGAGAACGGAGAGGGAUUAAACCAGUCUCAAGCUAAUCUAGGCUCAAGUCCCAGGCAAAAUAGCACAAUCAAAACGUCCGCCUCGGCUCCCAGUGUUCCAGAGUCAAGGGGGGCGCAGCCCGUCCCUCCGCCCAGAAAAUCUCCGCCCCGACCAAACAUGAACUCCGCCCCAAGCAACCCUGGUCCUAGGACCGCUGUUCCAACAGGGACAAAUGUGAGACAUAUUCCAAUAUUUGUUGAAGGAAGAGCGGAGCCGAUUUUUAAUUCCAACCUCUCAUCAAACCCAACCAAUAACGCGACAGAGAUGUCUUUCCCCAAACCCUCUGACUAUUAUCCUGCCGGAGUUCAAAGAAUUCGGAGCCGGGACGAAACAGAUAGUCCGGAUUUAUUUCAAGGACGACGAGUGCCUGUUGACGAGCCGACCACGCCCCAGGGCCCGCCUCCUGGACCAAUUCCCAUGGGCUAUCUACCCUCUGUGCACCCUGAGCCGCCGGUUGAACCAACAACUCCCCAGGGACCUCCACCAGGACCAAUACCUAUGGGAUAUCUGCCUACAAACCAAUCAGAAAACCCUCCAGCUGAAGUACAGUCUACUCAACCUUGUGAUUCUACACCCAACCAGAAUUCGGAGGAGUCCAGCCAUCCUACUCCAGUUCCUCCACCACCUCCGAUUAGAAACAAAGUUGCUCCAUCCUCCGAUCAUCAAGAAUGUCUUCCUGAAUCUCAACCAAGCUCGAAACCCCAGGAACCUGUAGCAAACUUUAUACCCAUUAAGGUAGAACAAGGACGGCCGACUAGUCCUACACCGAGCAGUCGUCCUUCUAGUGCAAACAGUCGUCCUUCUAGCCAGGAACUUCCCAAGGACGAACCAAAAACCACGGAGCCAAGAGAUCCAAAGAUCAGUAAACUUGAAACUAUAAACCUAGAUGUGGAAAAUCUCCGGGUUCGAAUUAGUAAUUACUCCGGGUCUCGGAAAAACAAGGAAUAUCUCUACCUGGAUGAUAUGUUAACAAAACUACUAAUCUCCCUGGACGGAAUAGAUGCGGAUGGGCGGAAUGAUAUAAAACAAAUGCGGAAAGAAUCUGUGAAGAAAGUUGAUGAUUAUUUAAAGUUGUUGGAUGAAAAAGCGUCGGAUUAAGUCUUCAACAAAAAAUGAUUUAGUGAUUAUUUAGUGAUGAAUUUCCCAAAAAAUAAAUACAAUUAUAAAAGUAAAAGGUUCAAAUUCGUUGGAAGAUCUUUACAAAACUAGGGAGUGAAACUUUAAAAAUAUAUAUUUUCAAAACAUAAUUUAAAUAAUGCAAGAUAUGUAAUAUGUAUUAUUGUACAUAUAAAUUAUAUUUAGUAUCAUUAUAGUGUACACUGUACAUUAAGUACUGUACAUAUAAAUGUAUUAAGCACAAUGUUUUUACAAAUAUUUGUGCAUAACGUGACUGUGAAAACAAUAUUUCACGCCAAAUUAUGCAAACUGCAAUAUCUGAAUUCUUUUCCGCAAAAUAUCGUUUAUCUAAAUUUAAAUCUUUGAUUUGCAACAUUAACCCCCUCCUCAUCCAUCCCAAGGGACCUGGAAACAAGUUCUCCAUUUUUUCAGAUUUAUUUUUAAGAUUAAAUGUAUGUACAGGAUUAUCCAGAAAUGAUGAGACUGUAGAGAGAACAUGAAACUCUUGAAAUAUAACGAUUUCGAGAUUAAAUUAAUUUUUAUGCUUUAUUUAUAGUCUUUUUAAAUCGUUUUAAUGAUUGUGCAAAGAAAAAAGUGUACUACAGUCGUCUCUGAGGUCUCAUUCUUUCUGGGUAGCCCUGUAUAUACAAAGAAAAUAUCUAAAAAAAAUUAAACAUUUUGAAAAAUAUUUUGUGUAUAAGAAAUUGAUGAGUUUGCAAGUUUUUUGUUGUUAAAUAUUAAAAAUUCUAUUAAUACUGUUAACAAUUCUCAAUAAUAAAUACAAAUUAACAUUG
Messenger RNA from Eurytemora carolleeae, 2671 nucleotides. Its product is annotated as cell surface glycoprotein 1. The record is from RefSeq and is a predicted model, not a curated record. The coding region runs from base 219 to 1859 and encodes 546 amino acids. Gene Ontology annotation, molecular function: adenyl-nucleotide exchange factor activity; protein-folding chaperone binding. NCBI's taxonomy places the organism in Eukaryota, Metazoa, Arthropoda, Copepoda, Calanoida, Temoridae. The transcript is spliced from 2 exons. Gene Ontology annotation, biological process: protein stabilization. Gene Ontology annotation, cellular component: cytoplasm; membrane; nucleus.